Messenger RNA from Paramecium sonneborni, 2952 nucleotides. Lineage: Eukaryota; Ciliophora; Oligohymenophorea; Peniculida; Parameciidae. The record is from the annotation of a GenBank genome assembly.
AAUACAUAUAAAAUGAAAACAGGAAGUAUUUUUAAUCCAAGAAGUGUUCUUGAUUUAACAUAUAAGAUAACAGCUAUGGAUGCUUUUUAAAAUUUCUUAUUUACAGGAGAUGAGAAGGGAAAUAUUUAUAGGUAAUAUAAUAUAGAAUACCAGAUUAGGUAUAAUUUGACUCCUGAUUCAGUAAAUAUUUUAGCACCUAAUUCAAUUCAAUAAUAAUCAUUUACUAGAGCAAGAGUGGAUUAGAUUAAAAUAUUCCCUCAUGCAAAUGCAAAUUUAUUAGUGUUAUCAGAUUAAAUUCUAUAUUUUAUAGAAGCAUCGACAUUAAGAGGAGAUGUGAUUACUAAAGAAAAAGUAUGUAUAUUUGCUUUAAAUGAAUUUUCUAAAGUUAAUUAGUUAGAAUUAGUUAUGAUUACUAAAAAGAAAGAAGGAUAUAUUAUGCAAUAUAAUUUAAAGACUGGAAGAUUUGAAUAGAUGAGAGAGAAAUUUUAACUUUCUGAUAUUCCAAUUACGGUUGCAUUCAUAGGGAAUCUGUUUUUUUUUGGAAUUUAAAAGAAAAAUUAUUCAGUCAUUAAUCUUGAUGACAAAUAAUUAUAAGUAGCUAAUUUAUUAAUGGAUAUUGGAUCUAAUCCAUAUCUUAAAGCAACAGAUAGUGAUGAAAUAUUAAUUAUUACUACUAAUAAUAUAGGUAUUUUUAUAGGAAAGGAUGGUUAAAUGAAAUAAAAAAGUACAAUCCUAAUUUAAAAUAAAACUAUAACAAUUUUAACAACAUUUAAACAAUAUCUAAUUGUUUUGUUUGAUAAUUUAUUAUAAGUCUUUAAUCUAAUAGAUUCUAAACAUAUUGGUGAUAUUUAAUUAUCAUAAGCUGCUAGAUGCAUAACUUAGACAUCAAGCCAUCUAUUUUAUGGUAGUGCUGCUGAAGUAUACUAUUCAUAUCAACUAGUUAAUUUAUUUGUAUCAAACACCUGCAGAAUAAUAAAUAUCUGAGUUAUUGAAAAAUGGAAAAGUAGAAGAAGCUCUUUAAGUUUAUUCUUAAAAUAAUUAAACUACUGAUGCUUCUAAAAAUUAAUAAUUGGAAUAAUUAAAAUUAGAUUGUGGAUGGGCUUUAGUUAGAUAAAUGUAAUUUUCAAAUUCUCUUAAUUAUAUUUUAUAAACAAAUUUUGAACUUAGAGAUUUUAUUUGUUUGUUUCCUGAUUACUAUCAUACAGCUGAAAAGUUAUAUUCAGUGAAUGCUAAUCCUUCAUUAUAAACAAUUUCUUUAAUAAUAAAUAAAUUUGUCUAAGAAUAAUUGAGAGGAGAUAUAGCAAGAGGUUAAGAGUUAAAAAUAUAAGCUAAAGAAUUUUUUAUAGAUAUAUUAGAGAAAAAAAGAGCUGUUCUUACAUCUCCAUAAUAUGCAUAUUCUAUGAAAGAUAAACUUAAUUAUAUAACAACUGCUCUUAAUUAUAAUUAAAAUUAAUGGCAUGCUAUUUCUUGUGAGUAGUUAUUGGAAUUGAUAGAUUUUGCUUUAAUUAAAAUAUAUUUAGAAUCAUAAUCAUAUUUUCCAAAAUUAAAAUAAUUUUUAACAAGCAAUUAAAUCUAUUGUAUUUAAAUGUAUUCUUAAUUAUAAGGAUUGUUUUUAAAUAAUAGAUAAAUUGAAAUGUAAUUAGGAAUUUUAGCAAGAUUUUAUGAAUCUUUUAAUAAAAUUGAUUAAUCCCUUGAAAUAUGGAAGAAAUUUGGAGGAGAUACUUCAAAUCUUUAAGAAUAUUAGGAAGCUUGUGAAGAAACAACCAGAAUUCUUAAAUAGAAUCCUGAGAAGAAUAGAAUAUUUAAAUUUAUUGUAUGGGUAUUUAAAAAACAUUUUAAAAUUGGAAUUUAAAUAUUUCGAAUAAGUGAAUCUAUUAUUACACCAGAUUAAAUGUUAAAAUUUUUAGAAGAAUAAGAUUUGGAUGUUGAAUUAAAAUUAAAAUUAAAAGAAAAAUAUUUAGAAAUAUUAGUAUUAGAAAAAUAAACUGAAGAAGAGAGAUUUCAUACUCAAUUAGCAUAUUCUUAUAUUGAUUCAUUAUUUACAAUUUAUCCAAAGGAAUUAGAUUUUUCAUAAAUAGAUAUUAGAAAGGAUUAGGUUACACAUGAUUAAUAUUAAGCAUUGAAAAAGUUUUUAAAAAAUCCAAAUGCUAAAUAUAAUUCAUCAAGCAUUUUAGAAAAAAAAGUAAAAGAUUCUUGGAUGAUAAAUGAAGUUAUAUUAUUAUAUGGAAGAGAGAAAAGACAUGAAGAAGCACUUAAUAAAUUAUUAAAUCUUGGAUUUUAUGAAUGGGCUGAAAAAUACUGUUGUGAUUAUACUGAUAAUCUUUUAACAAAAUUAUUUAAAAAAGUAUAUUGUCUAUUAUAAAGUCUUAAUAUAGUAUAAGGAACUUUAUUGUUAUUUAGAGGGUAAAUCAAAAGAAAACCCAACUGAUGAAUAAACAAUAAAAGCUUUUAAUUAAAUCAAAGUAUUAUUAAUAAAUCUUAAUUUUAAAAUAGCUUACUGUAAAUAAUUUCUUAAAAAAAUAUGCAACUCAUUCUUAACUGAAUGUUUUGGAAAUAUUAGAUUUAAUUCCUGAUAAUUGGAUACUUUCUGAUUAAAAUGAGGAAGAUGGAGUAUUUUAAUUUCUUAAAAGUGUUAUAAGUAAAAUUUAAAUUAGAUUUAGGUCAUGCUUUACAUUAAAAGAGAUCAACUAUAACAGCACAUCGUUUAUCAUAAGUAGAUUUGUUAUAUUUAUAAUAUUAAAUUGCUAUUUCUAAAUAAGCAAAUGUGAGAAUGACAAGUGAAAAAUAAUGUGCUGUCUGUUCAAAAAGCAUAGGAGAAAAAGUAAAUAAUGAUUUAAUUAGGUUUUUGCUGUAUAUCCAAAUGCUGUAAUAGCACAUCAUACAUGUAUAAAAAAUAGUACAAUAUGUCCUUAAACUGGAAGAGAUUUUGAGAGAUAUUUUAAGUUUUUUUGA